Molecule: messenger RNA, 2465 nt
Organism: Aspergillus wentii DTO 134E9
Lineage: Eukaryota; Fungi; Ascomycota; Eurotiomycetes; Eurotiales; Aspergillaceae
Product: DUF3405 domain-containing protein
Exons: 5
Coding region: 223-2316 (697 amino acids)
Source: RefSeq, a predicted model, not a curated record
UUUUUUUUUUUUUUUCCCUGAGGUCAUGUUGUUCUUUUUCAGCUGUCCAUCUCAAAUCCUCUUAAUGUUUCUCUUGAUCCAUUCUUCUCCUCCAGUCCAGACCAUGUGUUAGUAGGCUUGACGCCUGCUCCUCUUCCUCUUCUUUCUUUCUUUUCGCUGCUGAUGCCCAUUUUCCACUCCCGCUCCCCCAUUCCUCCUUCAAUUCCUCUGCAUCGCCGGACAAUGUUGCAGCUUCGCCGGGCCUCUUGGCCCUAUUUUCUCAUCCCCAUCUUUCUCCUCUUUCUCUUCUUCCACGGUCUACCCUCCGCCCCUUCUAGCCAGUCUGACAAGAACGUCCCACUGGCUGCCCCUCCCGCCGCCGCCGACCAGUCUGACGUUCUGCACCCCGGCGACUUUAUCGAUGCAGCUCGCCACCGCGAUAUUCACAGCGAAGCUCUGAAUGCGCCCGAGACCCUCUUGGACGAGCCCGACGGGCCUGGCACGCUGCAUGACUUGCGGAAUGAAAAGUUCUAUCUGGGCGGCACUCUCUCCCUCACCACCGAAGAGGUCGGCGCCGCUCACCCCAAACCUGCCAUCUUCGACCCCUACCCCGCAUACAACAGCCACCAGUGGAGUAAGGAGUGGAAGGGAGAAUACAAAGUAUGCGAGGGACCUCGUGGCACAGAUCUCGAUCGCACAAGUCCUGAGGAUAUGAUCUCCGUCUAUCGCGGAAACCAAAGAGAAUUCCCCUAUCCCAUGUUCGGAUCGCAGGAAGCCAUGGGUGUCGACCCCAACGUUUGCUCCGACCGCUACUCCCGUUACGGCCCUUACGGUUACGAUGAGGACAACCACCAGACCGUUCCCGGCUUCCAGAGACCCCGUAAGGUCCGCUGGGACAAUGUCAACUGGGGUGAACUUCAGACCCAGUGCUACGAGCGCAACGCCGACCGUUACAACCCGCACUUUAUUGACCAGCACUACAGCCGACAUGUUCUCACGACGGAUAUCCCCCAGCGCCCCGUGGCUUACACUGAACCCACGUCGCCAGUGACCAAGUCGUACAAGCCGCGCCAGGCUGUCGUCCUCCGUGCUUCCUCGGAGAUGAACUGGACCCAGAGUCACCGUCAAUACCUCCGUUCGUUGAUCAUGGAAUUGUCGCUGCAUACCGGUAUGGAGUACCAGGUGUUCUUCAUGGUCGAUGUCAAGGACGACUCCCUCCCGAUCGAAACCGAAGACUGGGCCGUGAAGCAUGUCUUGGAUAACUCGGUCCCCGCCGAAUUCCGCAACAUGACUGUCAUGUUCAACGAACGACUUUUGGAGACAUGGUACAGCAAGGUCGAGGAGCACGUCGCUAAAUACCAGCACUUGCAGCCCAUGCAGAUUUUCGCGCAGAUGUACCCCGAGUUUGACUACUACUGGCAGUUUGAGUUUGACGCUCGUGUUGUUGGCCACAUGUACCACUUCCUUGAAGCCGCCAUCGCGUUCGCUAAGAAGCAGCCCCGCAAGCAGCUCUGGGAGCGCAACGCCUACUUUUACACCCCCGGCGCCCAUGGUACCUACGAAGACUUCUCGGAGAUGGUCAGCAAGUCCAUGGUGGGCAAGGAUGGUGUCUGGGGCGCUGUUCCCGUUCACGGCAUUAACCCCGUCGGACCCAAGCCUCCCGUCGCCAGCCCUCAAAACGACAACUACGAGUGGGGUGUGGGUGAAGAGGCCGAUCUCAUCACCUUCCUCCCCAUCUUUGAUCCCCGCAAGACGACCUGGACCUUCCCCAACAUGCUCUGGAACCUGGCGAUCGAAACUCCUCGCCGCUCGUCUGUCAUCACCCAGUGGCGCAUGUCGAAGCAGCUUCUCGAUGUGAUGCACGAAGCUCAAAUGGAGCAGGGACUUGGAUUUGUCUCUGAGAUGGCUGGCCCGUCAUUUGCUCUCCUGCACGGUCUCAAGGCCGUCCACGUUCCUCACCCGAUCUACGCUGACGGCAAGUGGACGCCCAAGGAAAUCGCCAAGAUCUACAACCCGGGUACUCCGGAGAACAUCAACGGUGAACCAGACAGUGUCUGGAACUGGAACCACCUUUACGACCACAUCAUGUACCGUACCACCUACAUGUUCACGACCCAGGCGGCCGAGGACUUGUUCAGACGGUGGUUGGGAUACAAGCCUGACCCUAACCAGUACACCGACGGCAGUCGCCACGAAGAUGGCCAAGGACGUUUCUGGUACGAUGGUGGUAGCUUGAACGAACCCGCAUACGGCCGUCUCUGCUUCCCCCACGUGUGGCUGCACACGAUCAAAAACUUCGAACUUCAAAAGGGCCCCGACAUGGCCGUUCCAGUCUAAACAUAGAAUUUGCUUUCCAUCUAGCGCUUGCUCCCUUCGUCUAUCUGGCCCGAACCGGCCAUUUUCUUUUCUUUUCCGAUUUCGUGUAUGUAUUAUUUGGGUGUCAUUGCUGGGUUAUCAUUUUCUGUAAAUAAACAACGGUAGAACGG